AUGGACGUGAAGCGUCUGAAGGUGACUGAGCUUCGGGCUGAGCUGGGUCGCCGUGGUCUCGAUUCUCGUGGGCUAAAGGUGGAGCUUGCCCAGCGGCUGCAGGAGGCCCUGGACGCCGAGAUGCUGGCGGCCGGGCCCGAGGAGGCCGGCGCUGCCGGGGCCUGCUCUGGGGUGGAGCCGGGGCCCGCGGGGGGCCCUGUCGGAAUCCAUCCGCGUGGGGAGGGCGAUGACGACGAGGACGAAGAAGAGGAGGAGGAAGAGGAAGAAGAGGAGGAAGAUGAGGAGGCGCUGCUGGCUGACGAGGAGCCGGCCCCGGCCUUGGGCGGGGAGGCCCACCCCCAGCCCGGGCCCCAGGAAGAAGCGGCCCAGGCCCAGACGCAGCCCCAGCCCCAGCCCGAAGAGAGCGAAGGAGGCGGCGUGAAUGGAGCUGAGCGACCGCAGGAAGAGGGGCCCAGCGGGGAUGAGGCGGCGGCGGCCGAGGCUGAGACCAAAGAGGGGGGCGAGGAGCCCGUGGACGAAGAGGACGGGGAUAAAUCAAAGCCAACAGGUUCAGAUGGAGAGCGGCGAGGGGUUAAGAGACAACGUGAAGAAAAAGAAGAACAUGGCCGUGCUUAUUAUGAAUUCCGAGAGGAAGCUUACAAUAGUCGGUCUAAGUCUCCACCACCACCAGAAGAAGAACCGAGAGAGGAAGAUGAUGAAACUGUUGUGAUCCUGGACACAUAUACAUCUGAUCUCCACUUCAAAGCAAGCAAGGACCGCUAUGGAGGACAACCUCUUUUCUCAGAGAAGUUCCCCUCCCUUUGGUCUGGGGCCAGGAGCACCCAUGGAGUGACAAAGGGGAAAGUCUGCUUUGAGGCAAAGGUGACACAGAAUCUUCCAGUGAAGGAAGGUAGUACAGAGGUCCCGCUUCUUCGGGUUGGAUGGUCUGUGGAUUUCUCUCGUUCCCAACUAGGUGAGGAUGAGUUUUCCUAUGGCUAUGAUGGACGAGGAUUAAAGGCUGAAAAUGGGCAGUUUGAGGAGUUUGGUCAGCCCUUUGGGGAGAAUGAUGUGAUCAGCUGCUUUGCUAACUUUGAGAGUGAAGAGGUGGAGCUGUCCUUUUCCAAGAAUGGGGAAGAUCUGGGAGUAGCCUUCCAGAUCAUUAAAGAAUCUCUGGGUGAGAGAGCCCUCUUGCCACAUGUGCUGUGCAAAAACUGUGUGGUUGAAUUGAACUUCGGUCAGAAGGAGGAGCCCUUCUUCCCAAUUCGUGAGGAAUAUGUGUUCAUCCAUGCCAUUCCAGUUGAAGAUCGAGUGCGCACACCUCUUCCACCAAAAACCACAGAGGAAUGUGAGGUACUGCUGAUGGUUGGACUGCCAGGGUCUGGAAAGACCCAGUGGGCACAGAAGUACACCCAGGACAAUCAAGAGAAACGAUACAACAUCUUGGGAACAGAGACUGUUCUUUACCAAAUGAGGACAAAGGGCCUUGAAGAAGAAGAAGUAGAUCCCAAGAGCCGAGACCUGUUAAUCCAGCAAGCUGCCCAGUGCCUUAGCAAGCUGGUUCAGAUUGCUCCCAGGGCAAAGAGAAACUACAUUCUUGAUCAGUGUAAUGUGUAUAACUCUGGUCAGCGACGGAAGCUGCUUGCUUUCAAGGGUUUCUCUCGCAAGGUGAUCGUGAUUGUUCCCAACGAAGAAGACUGGAAGAAGAGGCUGGAAUUGAGGAAAGAGGUUGAGGGGGAGGAUGUGCCUGAAUCAGUGAUGCUGGAAAUGAAAGCUAACUUCUCACUUCCGGAGAAGAGUGAUUACUUAGAUGAGGUGAUGUAUGAAGAGCUGGUGAAAGAGGAGGCCCAGCCACUGGUCACCAAAUACAAGGAGGAGGCCAGAAAACUGCUCCCUCCAUCUGAGAAACGGGCAAACCGUCGCAAUAAUCGCAACAAACGCAACCGUCAGAACCGCAACCGAGGCCAGGGAUAUGUUGGUGGGCAGCGCCGAGGUUAUGACAAUCGAUCUUAUGGGCAGCAGCAGUACUGGGGGCAGCCUGGAAACAGAGGAGGUUACCGUAAUUUCUAUGACCGGUACAGAGGGGAUUAUGAUCGAUUCUAUGGACGCGAGUAUGACUACAACAGAUACCGAGAUUACUACAGGCAGUACAACCGGGAGUGGCAGAACUACUACCAAGACAGAGACCGAUACUACAGGAACUACUACGGAUACCAAGGAUAUCGGUGAAAUCCCAGCCGUCUUCACCCUUCAGCCAAGAAGCUGAAUGUGCGGAGGUGUCUGCCACUUCCACAAACAC
Messenger RNA from Pelodiscus sinensis (Chinese soft-shelled turtle), 2275 nucleotides. The record is from RefSeq and is a predicted model, not a curated record. Lineage: Eukaryota; Metazoa; Chordata; Testudines; Trionychidae.